AUGUCGUACUUUAUCCGGAAAGCCACGAUUGAGGAUGUGGACAGCAUCUUGCAGCUGAUCAUCGCACUCGCAACAUACGAGAAGGCGUCUGACUCUGUCAAAGCCACUCCGGAGCUCUUGCGAAAAAAUCUGUUCGAUACACCCUAUGCGCACACGCUUCUAGCGUUUGCGGGAACGCCGGAGUCGCCAGAAACGGCGAUAGGAAUGGCGAUGUACUUCUUCAACUAUUCGACGUGGACCGGCAGACCGGGUCUUUACCUCGAGGACCUGUUUGUCGAUGAAAGUUAUCGUGGAAAGGGCGUAGGAAAGGCACUUUUCGCAGAAUUGGCCAAAGUCGCGCAGGAGAAGAAUUGUGCGCGUAUGGACUGGUCUGUGCUCAAGUGGAACCAGCCCUCAAUCGAUUUCUACGAGAAGAAGCUGGGCGCAGCAGCCAUGUCGGAGUGGAUGGGGAUGAGGCUCGAAGAAGAUGGUAUCGAAAAUUUGAAGAAACUAGCUCCAGGGACGUCAUAG
This is a messenger RNA of Fomitopsis serialis, 510 nucleotides long. RefSeq names its product acyl-CoA N-acyltransferase. Gene Ontology annotation, biological process: protein acetylation. The coding region runs from base 1 to 510 and encodes 169 amino acids. Lineage: Eukaryota; Fungi; Basidiomycota; Agaricomycetes; Polyporales; Fomitopsidaceae. Gene Ontology annotation, molecular function: N-acetyltransferase activity. The transcript has 7 exons. The record is from RefSeq and is a predicted model, not a curated record.